Messenger RNA from Labrus bergylta (ballan wrasse), 2026 nucleotides. RefSeq names its product microtubule-associated protein 6a (gene map6a). Gene Ontology annotation, molecular function: calmodulin binding; microtubule binding. Gene Ontology annotation, cellular component: Golgi-associated vesicle; cis-Golgi network; microtubule. NCBI's taxonomy places the organism in Eukaryota, Metazoa, Chordata, Actinopteri, Labriformes, Labridae. Gene Ontology annotation, biological process: microtubule cytoskeleton organization; regulation of microtubule cytoskeleton organization; cytoskeleton-dependent intracellular transport. The record is from RefSeq and is a predicted model, not a curated record.
GAUUCUUGCAGUGCCGUGGAGUGAUGAAGCAGGACGAAGCGGACACAGACAGGAGCAGAGCAAACGUCGCUACGGUUGUUUUAUCGAAGUGAACUCGGUCAGAUUUUAGUAUUUUUUAGAUGCACGAUGGAUUUACUCCGUAAUUACCAAAUUUAACGCAUCGAAACGUCUCAAAUAUUGGAGGUAUCCGUGCAGCCUGACACACGGACAUCUUGGUUCCCUCACAUCAGGAGUGUAGGGACAUAUUUUCCUUCACCUUGGACCCUGUGCAGGUUGUUGUGUGGUUGUGGAGCUCUCUUUAGCCCAUCAUGGCGUGGCCCUGUAUCAGCAGGGCGUGCUGCAUGUCCCGCUUCUGGAACCAGCUGGAUAAGGCUGACAUUGCGGUGCCUUUGGUCUUCACCAAGUACACGGACGUCUCUGAGAUGCAGCACAUCCAGCUGCAGCCUCCCCAGGCCCGGGUCGCCAUAGAAACGCAGCCGUCUCGCGGACAUUCCCGCACCCCGGCGGCGGGUCGCGCGCCGCGAAGGUGCGUCUCCGAGGAGCGCGUGUGCAGCUCGGUGAUGCGCGAGGACUUUAAACACUGGAAAGUGCGACCGGAACCGAGCUGUAAACCCAAGAACGAGUACCACGGACCCGAAACACCGUUCAACGGCGAGACCCAGUACAUGAAGGACUACAAGCCCUGGCCCAUCCCGAAAAGGUGCGACCACCCCUGGAUAAGCAAACCUGCAACCGACGACCGGCCCCGGCACGAGAAAAAACAUCUGGCGGAUGCGGACAGCGGCGUGGAGAAGAGCGCGAUAGCUGACAAGGUCCAGGAGAAAGACCUGCUCCAGGGCCAGGAGAGGAAAAAGAAGUCCAGUAAACCGGAGGGGGUGAAGAAGGUGGUCGUGAAGGUGGAGGGAGAGGGCAAAGGGAGGGCAGCGGCGGAUGCUGUGAACCGGCAGAUCAAAGAGGAGAUCACAGCCGGCAGCUCGUACAACUCCGAGUACAAAGCUUACAGAGAUGUGAAGCCGGCGAAGAUGAUCCGGGCCAAGUCCCAGUCUCCCCCGGACGGAAAGACAAGUGGAGAGACUAGCUACAGCGCCACCUAUAAGGGUCAGGCGCCGCUGCGGUCUUCUGACAACAAAGCCCUAGAGAGGAGGAGGAUACGCAGUCUGUACAGCGAGCCUUACAUAGACCCCAUCAAACAGGUUGACAGGUAUAGUGCCCUGCGCACAAAACCCAAAAAGCCUGGAGCCGCUGCGGCAGGCCCGGGCAAACCAGCGAAGAAAUCCAAAGAUAAGCAGAGUGCCGCGCUGAGGGGCUCCAAGAAGACGACCUCGGAGAACCAAGCGGAGAACCGGCCGGCGGUGGGGGACAAGGAGAAAAGUAAAGAGAUGAACAACAAACUGGCUGAGGCAAAAGAGGUUGUGCUAAAACAGUACCACUACAUACAACUCUGCCAGCCAAUCCGAGAUAUUGGCUGGGUGCAGACUCUAAAGCAACACCUGUGGGGCUGUGCACUACCCAAUCCCAGAGAUGCUCAGGACGAGUCUCUCCGACUCGGUCAUCAUCAUUCCCAGGGUGCUACUGGAGGAGAACUACCACCACCACCACUGCUGGAGAGACCUGAGCCCCGGAGGAGCGGAGGUGUCGUACGCUUUGCCCUAGACGGGAACCAGACUGACUAGGUCUGCCUGUGAGGACGGAGGCAGAUACACCGUAUACACAGACUAGAGCUCUGUGUUGUAAAUAUCUAGUUUUUGCAACUAAGAUGGGUGCGGUGAAAGAGGGGAAUCCCACAAAAUAAGGAAGCACACACAUUUGAAACGCAUGUUUGAAACAGCCCUUGGCUGUUUGAUCCACGGCAUUAUCACAAAGGUGCUACAUCAUUUUUUCAGGUUUCAUGCAAUUAAGUUGAAAAUAAUAUGUCGAUAUUAUUAGAUAUACCACACCAUUAAGUGCUUAUACAACAUCUAAAAACACUGUACUGUACAUUGAUGGGUUUUAGUGUAAAUAAAUAACCAAAACUUGCAGAUUGCAA